Sceloporus undulatus (fence lizard) is the source of this 2181-nucleotide messenger RNA. Its product is annotated as basic proline-rich protein-like. The transcript has 5 exons. The record is from RefSeq and is a predicted model, not a curated record. Bases 1 to 2181 code for a protein of 726 amino acids. Lineage: Eukaryota; Metazoa; Chordata; Lepidosauria; Squamata; Phrynosomatidae.
AUGUUCCCACGGUCCCCCGUCACCCCGCGGGAAAGCAGGAGGGUGGAAUCUCAGGCUCACACUCCCGCUAUUUCACGGGCCCCCACCGGGCACCCGCGGAAGGCCCCACGGAAAGCAGGAGGGUUGUCCAGCUCCCCCACCCGCUAUUUUCCACGGUCCAGGGUCCCGCGGGAAUGCAAGGAGGGGUCCAGCUCCCCUCCCGCUUCUUCCCACGGUCCCCGGGCCCCGCGGAAAGCAGGAGGGGUAAUCUCUAUCUCCCCCUCCCGUAUGUUCCCCCACGGUCCCCUCAACCACUACAAGCAGGAGCGGUGUCCCCCGCCCCCCUCCCCGCUAUUUUCCCCCGUCCCCCCUUCACACCGCGGCAACGCAGGAGCGGUGUCCAGCUCCCGCCCGCUAUUUCCACGGUCCCUGGCCCCACGGGAAAGCAGGAGGGGGUGGUCCACCCACCCCUCCCGCUAUUGUUCCACAGUCCCCUGCACCCGCGGGAAAGCAGGAGGGGUGUCCAGCUCCACUCCCCGAUUUUCCCACGGUCCCCCGGACACGACGCGGGAACAGGAGGGUGUCCACUCCCCCUCCCGCUAUUUUCCUCCAGUCCCCGGGGCCCCGCGGGAAAGCAGGGGGUGUCCACUCCCCCUCCCGCGAUUUUCCACGGUCCAGGGCCGCGGGAAGGCAGAGGGGUGUCCAGCUCGCCCGCCCUCCCGCUAUUUUCUCCCCACGGUCCCCCGGGCCCCGCGGGAAGCAGGAAGUCCCGCCACACGGGAAGGCAGGAGGGGUGUCCACUCCCCCUCGCCGAGAUUUUUCUCCCCGGUCCCCCUGAGCCAGCGGCAAGCGAGCGGUGUCCAGCGCCCCCCCCGCUAUGCCACGGUCCCCCGGCCCCAAACCGGGGAAAAGCAGGAGGGGGGUCCACCUCCCCACUCCCGCUAUUUCCCACGGUCCCCCGGCAACUGCCGCCCCCGUGUGAAGCCCGGAGGGGUGUCCAGCUCCCCCUCACCGCUAUGUUCCCACGGUCCCCCGGGUUCCUGCGGGAAAAGCAGGAGGGGGUCCAGCGCCCCCUCCCGCUAUUUUCCCACGGGGAAAGCAAGGGUUGUCCCAGCUCCCCUCCCGCCACCCAACCCCCCUAUUUUUCCCACGGUCCCCUGCCCCGCGGCAAAGCAGGAGCGGUUCCACCUACCCCGCACCGCUAUUUUCCCACGUCCCCGGGCCCCACGGGAAGCAGGAGGGGUGUCCACCCCCCCCUCCCGCUAUUGUCCCACGUCCCAGGUCCUGCGGGAAGGCAGGAGGGUUGUCCAGCUCGCCCUCCCGCUAUUUUCCCACGGCCCCGGGCCCCGCGGGAAAGCAGGAGGGUGUCCAACGCCCCCUCGGCUAUUUCCCACGGUCCCCGGGCCCGCUGCAAAGCAGGACGGGUGUCCCAGCUCCCCCAUCCCCCGCUAUUUUUCCCACGGUCCCCGGGCCCGCGGGAAAGCAGGGGGGUGUCCUUCUUGCCCCCUCCCGCUAUUUUCCACGGUCCCCCCGGGCCCCGGAGGCAAGCAGAGGGUGUCCAGCCUCCCCACCCGUCUAGUUUCCCCAAGAUCCCCCAGGGUCCCGCGGGAAGGCAGGAGGGGUGUCCACCUCCCCAUCCCGCUAUUUUCCCACGGUGCCCGGCACCCGCGGGAAAGCAGAGGGUGCCCAUCCCCCUCCCGCUAUUUUCCCCCACGGCCCCGCACCCCGGGAAAGCGAGGGGGUCCCACGCCCCCCCCGCUAUUUUCCCCACGUUCCCCGGCCCACGCGGAAACAGAGGGUGCCAGCUCCCCCUCCACCCCUAUUUCCCACGGUCCCCGCCCCCGGGAACACGAGGGUGCCCGCUCCCCUCCCCCUAUUUCCCCACGGCCCCCACCAACGCGGAAAGCAGGAGUGUCCGCCUACCCCUCCCGCUAUUCCCACGGUCCCCCGGGCCCGCGAAGCAGGAGGCCGGCUGCCCCUCCCCCCUCCCCUAUUUGCCCCACGUCCCCGGCCCCUGGGAAAGCACGGAGGGGUCCCUCCCCACCCCUAUUUCCCACGUCCCCCCAGGCCCCGCGGAAGCAAGGGGUGCCCCCCCCUCCCCGCUAUUUUCCCCACGCCCCCCCCGGCACCCGAGGGAAAGCAGAGGGGUGUCCAGCUCCCCCUCCCCGCGAUGUUCCCACGGUCCCCCGGGGCCCCGCGUGA